This is a messenger RNA of Nerophis ophidion (straightnose pipefish), 536 nucleotides long. RefSeq names its product ribosomal protein L34 (gene rpl34). Lineage: Eukaryota; Metazoa; Chordata; Actinopteri; Syngnathiformes; Syngnathidae. Gene Ontology annotation, biological process: translation. The record is from RefSeq and is a predicted model, not a curated record. Gene Ontology annotation, molecular function: structural constituent of ribosome. Gene Ontology annotation, cellular component: ribosome. The transcript has 5 exons. Bases 135 to 488 code for a protein of 117 amino acids.
CUAAUACAUCAUUGUUUGUGAAUCCGCUCUAAUCUGGAGUUUAGAUGUGGUUACAGUCGAUUACCUCGAACAGGGAUAUAUUAGCCAUAUAUCGGUGCCUUUAAUAGUGUGGUCAUUUUUCUGAUCGCUUCAAAAUGGUGCAGCGCCUGACAUACCGACGUAGGCUGUCCUACAACACAGCAUCUAACAAGACCAGACUGUCCCGGACGCCUGGUAACCGCAUCGUGUACCUCUACACCAAGAAGGUUGGCAAAGCCCCCAAGUCAGCUUGUGGCAUCUGCCCAGGAAGACUUCGUGGAGUCCGGGCUGUGAGACCUCAGGUUCUGAUGAGGCUCUCCAAGACCAAGAAACAUGUCAGCAGGGCUUAUGGUGGCUCCAUGUGCGCCAAAUGUGUGCGUGACAGGAUCAAGCGUGCUUUCUUGAUUGAGGAGCAGAAGAUUGUGGUCAAAGUGCUUAAAGCCCAAGCACAGAGCCAGAAGUCAAAGUAAAGCGUGUAUUUGUAUUUCCACAAUAAUAAAAGACAAUUAUUAAAUGUU